Messenger RNA from Cyprinus carpio (common carp), 2872 nucleotides. RefSeq names its product RAB guanine nucleotide exchange factor (GEF) 1, like (gene rabgef1l). Gene Ontology annotation, cellular component: cytosol; endocytic vesicle. The record is from RefSeq and is a predicted model, not a curated record. NCBI's taxonomy places the organism in Eukaryota, Metazoa, Chordata, Actinopteri, Cypriniformes, Cyprinidae. Gene Ontology annotation, biological process: vesicle-mediated transport. Gene Ontology annotation, molecular function: guanyl-nucleotide exchange factor activity; small GTPase binding; zinc ion binding.
AUCGACGUUUAUUUUAUGUCGGACUUUUAUUUUGACGCCUGGCGCGCAGGAAAUGCGUCACAAUCGCUGCCAUCGCUUCCUGCGGUAAAGGGAUUUCCGUCAACAACAUUUGAUCAAAACACCAAUGACGAGCGGAAACUGGUUCUUCGUGAUCUUUUAAACUCGCUGCGAAGUGUAAAAUACACCCAGAUAAAGCUGUUUUCGCUGUUCACAUCAGUACAAGAGGCUCGACACUGCAGGAUGAACCCUCAGGUGGUGCGCAGGGGCUUCAGCGUCCAGCAGUCGGACCUGAUGUGUAAGAGAGGAUGCGGUUUCUACGGUAACGCCGUCUGGCAGGGCCUCUGCUCCAGAUGCUGGCGAGAGGAGAACCAGUGCACCCGGACCAAGCAGAUAGAGGACGACAGGGCGCUGGCCGAGAGGUUACAGAGAGAGGAGGAGGCGGCGUACGCCAGCAGCGGCCGUGAGGAGGCGCGAUCACGACCAGAAUCCUCCAAAACACACAGCACUGUGCCCAUCGUGAAGAGGCUCUUCACCUCUGCUCCCAAAGCACCCGCAAGGAGAGAUGCAGGAGCUCCAAAGACGGCGGUGAGCCAGAGCACCUCGCUCAGCCGACAGCCCAGUGCAGAACGUGAUCAUGUGACACAACACUUCAUCGACUUCCUGAAGCCCUUCCAGAGACCUGGAUAUGACAUCUUUAAACAGUGCCAUGCCUUCGUUGAAAAUAUCGCACACAAAAAGGUGGCUGUACGUGGUGAGGAUUUCUCAGACUCUGUGCAGGAUUUCUAUCAACACAUUUCAGAGUACUUACAGACAAACUUUAAAGGGUCUGCAGAUGUGAUGGAGACUGUGAUGGAUGAGGUUGAGCGGUAUGUGAUGGGCCGUCUAUAUGAGCAGCUCUUCUGCCCUGACCACACUGAUGAUGAGAAGAAAGACCUGGUCAUCCAGAAGAGAAUCAGGGCUUUGCACUGGGUGUCCAUUGCGAUGCUGUGUGUUCCUGUGGACGAGAAGAUCCCUAAAGUAUCAGACAGUGUGGAGAGAGCCAUAACAGACCUGAUCAACUUGGACUCUAAAAAGGUUCCCAAGGAGAAGUUGGCGUGUGCCACCAGGUGUAGUAAACACAUCAUGACUGCCAUCCAGGGCAGUAAGAAAGCUGCCGCCUCAGCUGAUGACUUUCUGCCCACUCUCGUCUACAUCGUGCUGAAGGCCAAUCCACCUCGAUUACACUCCAACAUCCAGUACAUCACACGCUACUGCAACCCCAGCCGCCUCAUGAGCGGAGAGGACGGAUAUUACUUCACCAACCUGUGCUGUGCCGUGGCGUUCAUCGAGAAGCUUGAUGCGCAGUCGCUGAACUUGAGUCAUGAAGACUUUGAGCUCUACAUGUCCGGUGCAUCAUCUCCGUCGGGUCCCAAAGCCACUUCAUCUGGCAACAGCUUACAGAAAGGCUUUAAAGAGGAGCACUCCGCGGCAGAACCACAGCUGGAGCCGAGGAGAGCAGAGGAGACACGUCCUCUGGAAACAGACCUCAUCGAAUGGAGCGACGGUCAGGAGCUCUCAGUGCUGGGCAUGUUAGAAGAGCCACCUGCACGGACUCACACCUCCAACACAUUCACUAUUGACUCAGACAACAUAGGCGGCGACAGCCUGCCUCCUCCAUUACAGCCGCAGAAGUUCGCUGGAUAGCUCCCAUCUUUACUGGGCACAGACUGACAACACCUGGCGCUUCCCCCCGCAGCUCUUCUGUCUGCAGGUCACUGAUGGUCUCUGUUCCUGUAACGGGACUGAAUGCAUUCACUUCGGUUCUUUAUAGGGUGAUAGGUUUAUAUUUUACUCCAAGAUAAAAACAAAUAAUAAUAAUAAUAAAAGAAUUAGGCUAGUUUUGGGACCAUUAGAAUUUGAGGUAUUGUGAAAAAAGAAUACUAGAUAUUAUAAAGUAUUUAUAAGUCAUAGUGGUAUUUGCUGUACUGCAUUUCAUUUGUGUAAAUAUAAAUGUUAAAAAUUGUAUUGCAUUAAUGAGAAUCCAAUGAAAAUCACUACUGAAAAUGAGAAUUACAAAGAAAAAUAGAAUUGUUUUUUAUUGUUUUGAAAAUAAUGUUACAAUGCCAAAAAAAGCUCUCAAAAAAUAGGCCUAAGCUUAAUUUCAUUAUAAUUUGUGUUUAAAUAUUUAAAUCUAUAGCACUGGUUUUAUUGCUUUAUGCAGGUCACUGAAGUCUGAGAAUACGUAACUUAUUAGUAUUUAUUUCAGUUUUUUCCCAGCUGUGGAAUUCUGCAUCUCCUUAUGUUUUCUGGCCAUUAUUAUUGGCAUUAGUGGUCAUUUGAAUUAAGAAUUAAUAACAAGGACAGAACUGGUGUGGGUUAGGUUUAUAUAACUGACCUGUUAGUAUAGUUGAGUCAGAAUCUGGUGUGAGAUGUGAUCUUUACUCUGGGUUUGUUAAGGCAUGCCGUGAUGAGCAGUAGUUAUGCUACAGGCAAAGCUUGAAUCCCAGGUGUGGUUUAAUGGACACCAGCGCAUUAGUAAACAAGACGUUACUCCGUAUAACAAAUGAGUCUUCAGCACGGUACUAUUUAAAAAUGUAUUAUCAAAUAUUUAUUUUCUGUACUAUAUAUUUUACUUUCAAGGAAAUGCUGUUACAGUGUGAAAGGAAAAAAGAAUGAUUUAGUAAGUUAAUUAUUAUAAACAUACUUUUUAACCCUUUGUUCUAUGAAAAAUAUUGCUUAUGCAUGCAAAGUUACAGUUUUGCUGUGGUAUGUGGUGUCCUGUUACGGACAGUUUGUAACCUCAUUUAGUUAUAUAAAAGAUCUGGGUUUGAAGCCAGAGAAAUGCUAUUUAAACAAUUAUAAAUAAAAUGAUCUCCUGAUGGAAUAGAAAACA